This is a messenger RNA of Eurytemora carolleeae, 6802 nucleotides long. RefSeq lists its product as uncharacterized. Bases 6 to 6761 code for a protein of 2251 amino acids. Gene Ontology annotation, molecular function: nucleic acid binding; protein binding; hydrolase activity. The transcript has 19 exons. Gene Ontology annotation, biological process: mRNA processing. The record is from RefSeq and is a predicted model, not a curated record. Lineage: Eukaryota; Metazoa; Arthropoda; Copepoda; Calanoida; Temoridae.
AUAGAAUGGAGGAGUCGGUCUUAAUUGAAUUCACCCUGGAGCAAAAUAGUUCGAAGGAGAGUAGAACAGAAUCCAGAUUUCUUGAUCAAGACUUUGUCGCGAUUAUUCAGUCGACAUCUCUCAGCUUGCCAACUACUUCAUGCCCAGACUUGGUUGAAUGGAUACGAUCUGAAGUUGAAGACGUUGAAUCCCGAGAAAAGAUUCAAGGUUUUGGAGUAUCCUGUCUCCAGCUCUUUAUCCAAGCGAACUGGACCGGAAGGAAGGAUGUCCCUGAAGAUUUGGAGCUUGUACCUUGGUUGACUCCGGAGCUAAAAUCAGUCCUGCUUGAGUAUAUGAUCGGAGAUGGAGACAGUUCGGUAGAAGUAGCUAAACUACGAGUUCUUCUAGCUUUAUCUCGACUGAUCCUAACGGAAUGCCGAUCCUGUUUCCCCGGUCUUAUCUCCGAUAUCUGGGCUGUUCGUUCCGCCCUGACUGUUCAAUCUAUACUUGAAGAAAAAUCCAACAGCUUGUUUAAUCUGCUAAAAUCAAUAUUCAACGAUCACAAUUCGUCGGAAACUGAAGGACGCUUAAAGAUAAUCUGGUAUUUGGAGGAGGCAAGAUUUCACUAUAUUUAUCACGAUAUACGAGAGUCGACCAGAUGUACGGAACUGGCCGCCGAGGCAGCCGGUAUGAAGGUUGAGGACACCGGAGCUUUGGGUAAACGAACCAAAUUCCAAGUCCGAGAUAUUUCUCAGUUCACGUUGGACCUGGAUAUCAGUGAAGAUUAUACGAAGGUUGUUGAGUCUGUAGAACCGUCUCAUCUUCCAACAGAUAUAAAGCUGGACGACGAGGUCAGACUUCACACAAUUGAGUUUAAGGACGCGGAUAGAGCUGUGCCGAAAACCUUGGAUUCUCUUCAGCAAUCUGUUCUUAUUUCUAGAUAUUUCCUCAAGAAACGUCUUUUACCAAUGGAUGAAUUAACAACAGAAGAGAUAAUGCCACAUUUAACAGUUCUACUGAGCAACCCCGUCUCCUGGUCUGUUCAUGUAACAGCAUUAUUUAACCGCUGUAAGCUUGAAAGUAGAUCUAGUCGAACUGUGGAGAGAGCACGAGCCCAACUAGAAGUUCUACUCGAAUCCUACCUAGCAGACACUCCUCAGACUGUUCGAACAAAAACCUGUUACUUGAGUAGGUUACCUCCUAAAUGGGAAAUUGAAAAAGAACUUGCUUCAGUCCUGCUUUCUAUUGGUUCCACUAAGGCUGCAUUAGAGUUGUAUUUAAGCUUGGAGAGCUGGGACGAGGUUAUAGUCUGCUACAAUAUGUUACAAAUGAGGCAUAGAUCUGCUGAAAUUAUUAAGACGAGGAUAGAGCAGCAUGAAACAGCUCGGCUCUGGUGUCAGCUUGGAGACGCUACCGACGACCUGGACUGCUACCACAAAGCUUUGGAAAUCUCUAAAAACAAAAACGCACGAGCAUUUAAAUCCCUAGGGAUGCAUUAUUACUUUAUAAAGGAAUAUGAAACCAGUAUUGAUUACUUCCAGAAAUCUCUGGUCUGCAGCAGGUUCCAGCUUGAUGUCCUGCUCCGACUAGGGUUUGCAGCACUCGAGAUAGAAAACUGGGCAGUAGCGGCUCAAGCCUACAGAGAUUACUGCUCACUAGAAUCUGACAACUUUGAAGCCUGGAAUAAUUUAUCUAAAUGUUAUAUCAUGAUGAAACAAAAGGAACGAGCGUGGCGAGUUAUGCAGGAGGCGGUUCGAUGUGAUUUUGACAACUGGAAAGUUUGGGAUAAUAUUCUCAUGAUUUCCACAGAUUUGGCAGCUUUUGAUGAAUCAUUGAGAGCAUUCAAUCGAAUCCUGGACAUCAAGCAAACUCAUACUGAUGAUUCAGUUCUCAGAAUACUUACCUCUGCCGUUGUAUCCGGGAUACAAAAUAGUUCAGGAGAAAGCUCUGAGCGGCAUCGUGGAGGUUUACAGAAACUGUUGGCUAGACUAACCGUCUGUCAACCCAGGGAACCUGGAGCCUGGUAUCAGUACGGUAUUCUCCUCACAUCCGGAGCCGGAGCUAGCGCAGAGGAUUUAGUGAAAGGUUGUCAGUAUCUACAGAAGGCUGUUGCAGCGUUUACUGGAAAGAAAGGUUGGGAUAAAGAGGUUGAAACCUGUCUCCAUGUCCUAGCCUGCUCUAGGAGACUAGUUUCAUGCAUCCUCCAGGUUGAUUCAGCUCAGCAGCUCCAGCUCGCAAACUCAGCCCGUCUUGCGCUCACCAGCGGGCUCAAGAUCAUGGAGAAGAGUCAGACUAGUAUCAAUACCGGAGAACUGGUUCCGGAGCUGGUGGAGGAGUUCAACCAAACCAAAGAAGCAGUUCAGCAUUUAUUAAAUAAGAUAGCGGAGUUAAACAAGUCCGUAUCCGAGGUUGCGGUAAAGCUUGAAGGAUUGAAUUUAACUGCAGUAUUCCUGGAACUAGAGUUCUACAAGGAGAAGAUAAAAGAUAUUGAUGAUCAUGAGUUUAGUGAUCGGUUGGGUAAUGACGGGUUCCUAGGAGUCCUGGAUCCUGGUAGUUCUAUACCUGGCUCCAGGUACCUGGGUAAACAUCUCUCAACCUUUAUAGAGGUUCUCCAGCUGGGACAGGUUGCCUACGAGGUAGAGAAUAGUUUGUUCGGUGGAGCGUCCUGUACAGCUUGUAAAGCAGGACUUAUGUUUCUUAACUAUUAUCUUCACUCCGGGGUUACCUUGGAGCAGGUUAUCCGGGAUACCAACAUGAUGUGCUCAACUUUCAGAAUGGUUUCUCCGCGUAUCUGUAGCGGUCUAGUAGAAAGCUUUGGUCCCGAGAUCUAUACUGUAGUCAGUAAUAUCUCUCAGUCUCCAGAGGAGAUGUGUGGAUUCAUGUUCGGAGAAGCUUGCAACAAUCCUUACAAUCCUAAGCACGAAUGGACCAUACUCCUCCCCCCUGUUAGUAAACCUAAUUACUCCGAACCUGAGUUGAGUACUGGAGAAACCUUCAGGGUUCUCCAUCUCUCGGAUACACACUGGGAUCCGUUCUACCAGGAAGGAUCGAAUGCGAACUGUGGAGAACCUCUGUGUUGCAGAAGUACCAGCAGUGCAGUUUCUGAUCCUGAAGAUAAAGCAGGAUAUUGGGGGGACUACAGGAAAUGUGAUACUCCUCUGAGAACAAUAGAAUCUAUGUACCGACAUAUCAGUAAGAAGCAUCCUGACAUAGAACUAAUCUAUUGGACCGGAGAUCUUCCUCCUCAUGAUAUCUGGAACCAGACAAGACAAGGGAACCUCGAGGUUCUCCGCCAAACUUCAAAACAAUUGAGACAACAUUUCCCAGACAAAGUUAUCCUCCCGGCCCUGGGGAACCAUGAAUCCGUCCCAGUAGAUUCUUUUCCUCCGCCCUUUGUACAAGGAGAACAUUCAAUAUCCUGGUUGUACUCUGCGCUGAACCAGGAGUGGACCCAGUGGAUCGGAGCUGGUCACGGGCCUACCCUGAGAUACGGAGGAUACUACUCUGUCAAUACGGGUCCUGGGCUCAGGGUUAUCUCGUUGAACAUGAACUACUGUAUGAACAAGAAUAUCUGGUUGCUCAUGAACUCAACUGAUCCUGCUCAAGAGUUAAAGUGGUUGGUUUACGAACUUCAGCUUGCAGAAUUUAAAGGAGAGAAAGUUCAUAUUAUUGGACAUAUUCCACCUGGACACAUUGACUGUGUUGAGCACACUGUCACAGCUCAGUUCUUUGGACACACCCAUGCGGACGAGUUCGAGCUCUUCUUUGACCUGGAGAACCGAACCCGUCCCAUCAACAUUGCCUACAUUGGUCCAUCCGUUACUCCGUACUACGGAUUAAAUCCGACCUACAGAAUAUACGAAGUAAACGAAGCAGACGGUCGGGUUUUGAAUCAUGAAACCUGGUUUAUGGAUCUGGAGAAAGCAAACGCUAGUCCGGAUACGGAGCCAACCUGGGAUAGACUUUACUCCGCUAGAGAGGAUUACAAGCUAGAAUCUCUAUCCCCUUCUAGUUGGCACAAUUAUAUUAAAAACAUUCAGAAGAAUGAAGAAGCAUUUCAUCAGUUCUACUUCAACUACCAUACAGGGAGUAAAGAGCGCCCAGACUGCGAUCCAAUCUGUAAAAGAAAAAUCAUCUGUAACUUGAAAACAUCCCAGUCUCAUAACAGCAAGGAAACCUGCAAGGACGAGAGAUCACUGAAUAAAAUGUUCGCCAGGCUUAUCUCAACCCGAGGACUCGCUACUAGCGCAGCAAGACGAGGAGGACAUGGAGUUCCACCUCCAGGAGACAAUCUCCCAUUCUCAAUCAAUAACAGAGGCAUCAACUUCUCAAGAAGUAAACUUAGAUAUCUUGUCCUAUUGUUAGUCUCAUGUAGAAAUAUUUCAGAUAAAAUGUCGGAUGACGAGGAUGAUUACGUGAGCUUUGGUAAACCCUUGAAAGAACUGACGGAGGGGGAGAAUAUCAGGAAGCGACCGAUAUCUGUUGAGGAGCAGAUCGCAACGGACGAGAAUGGAAAACGACGAUUUCACGGAGCUUUCACCGGAGGAUUCUCGGCCGGGUUUUUUAAUACUGUUGAUACACCGCAGGGUUGGAACCCGGCGCAUUUUAAAAGCUCUAAGGACUUGAGAACGGAUCGACGGGUUCAAAAACCUGAAGAUUUUAUGGACUCCGAUGAUUUUGGUGAGUUUGGGUUUGCUCCACAUGCACUAAAAACCACAUCCAAGUUUCAAUCAAGAAAAGAGGAAGUAAGACCUAGUACACGUGACGCGGCCCUGUUUGCUCCAGUUCUAAACCAACUGAUCCAACCAGCUAAAAGUACUAUCGGAGAAACCUUGCUACGAAAACAAGGUUGGAAACCUGGACAAGGAAUCGGACCGAAAGCUAUUAACAAAUUGAAGAAAGACAGAAAGGAGUCCUACGUGAAGACUUAUUUGGGCGAGAGCUCCGAAAGAAGAGAAGAAGAGGACCAGAACCUGGAGAAAUAUAAAGAGUUUCUCUUUGCUCCGGACGAUCUACCCGUGUACGUUGCAGCUCCUAAGGAGAAUUUCUUUGGUAUUGGAUACAGAGGUUUGGAUAGACCUGGAGCACAUCAGCAACAAUCCCGACCUUCAUCCUUCAACCUCAAGUCCGGAGUUCAUAAAAAGAAAUUUUCCAUCUCUGGAGAAGCAUUCGGAGUUGGAGCCUAUGAAGAGGAUGAUGAUGAUAUUUAUAACAGUGGGAACAUGGCAGAAUUUGAUUUUUCUAUUGAUGUUGAAGAAAAGUCCCGCUUCUCGAAGGAUUCUAGGAAACAGAUUGAGAAGAAGUCCGUGUCCAACCUAUCCGAUAUCCUGGAAGGAUUUCAGCUCAGCACCUCCCGAUCCCUUCUUAAGAAAUCAUUUCCUCCUCCAGUUAUCCCCCGGGAAUGGAAACCUAAAAACAGUGGAUACGUCCGUAUAUCAAGAUUUGAAUACACCACGGAGAAAGAACCAGUUAAAAUAUCAAAUCCAUCCCGAGAUCAGCGCAGGUCCAUGUUAUUUCCAGACCAGGCAAGGCGGGAGGAGAAGAAACCUGAUGAGGUGAAGAAGGAGAACCCGGAGAUCAAAGAAGAACCUGCAGAAGAAACCACAAUCCCUGACUUUAUCUCCAAUCCACCCAACCCAAUGCUUCACAGUGGUUUCAAACCGUUUGAGAAGAACCCUGAGAAGCAGACAAGAUACGAACAGUUCCUGGUUUGUAUUGAUAACAACAGACGAGAAGCUUUAAAGCUCUUGCAACCUAAAACUAUGACGGAAUGGGAACGGGAGAGAGAGAGGGUUGAGUUUGAACGUGCCGCUCAUUUAUAUAAACCGAUGAAAGUUAACAUGGCGUCAAGAUUUGUGUCAGCUGGUAAUGCAUUAGAUGAUACUGGAGAAUCAGGGUUGGGUUCUGAUAAGUCUGUAGAUCUAGAGAAAAGAAAAGCAGCUGAGAUGAAAAUGUUUGGAAAACUAACCAGGCAAACUGUUGAAUGGAUACCGGCCAGAAUACUAUGCGUCAGGUUUAAUGUGAAAAAUCCGUUCGGAGACAAUAAGGAACCUGAGAAUAAGAAGAAAAAGUUCGGAGCAAAUCAACUGUUUUCGUUGUUGGACAGAUCUCAGGGUGAUACGGAGAAUCAGAAAACUAAAGAUAAGGAUGAUACUGGAGUUGAAGAUGAUGAAAAUGGAACUGUACCUGUAAAAGUUGAAGCUAAGAAGGCUCCUGUAGUAUUAGUGAAGGAUGAGAAGGAUGAAAUUGUUUCAGAAAAACCAUCCAUGGACUUAUUCAAAGCAAUCUUUGCUAAUUCUGAUUCCGAAGAUGAAGAAGAAGAUGAAGAAGAAACUAAGAAGGAUGAAGAUGAAAAUACGAGUCUAAGACUAGAUAAAUCCAAUAUUAAUGACAGUAAACCUCAUCCAAGUGCCAGAGUGAACCCCAUGAACGCGGACCCGGCCAGAGGAAUAUUCGCGGGAAUUAAUUUCGAUAAGUUUGCGAAACCGCGUCGGAAAACACCUCCUCCUGUGGUUCGGGACAAAGUUAUUCUCAACCGACCUAAAUCUAUCCUGGAUCAGAGCGUGAGAACUAUCCUGGGCAUAAAGAGCAUAGAUCCAGACGACAUGGAAUAUGGACCCUCUCUCCCCCCUCCGCUCAAAACCCAGGAGAAAAUCGUAAUCUCCUCUGAUUCCGACUCAGACGAAUGGGAAGAGAAGUCUAAAAAGAAAAAGUCUAAAAAGAAACAUAAAAAAGAAAAGAAGAAGAAGAAGAAACAUCAUAAGUCCAAAAAAGAUUACUAAUUAUCUUUCCUUACCUUGCUGUGAUAUUUACGCAUUUCAGA